Nilaparvata lugens (brown planthopper) is the source of this 677-nucleotide messenger RNA. RefSeq lists its product as uncharacterized. The transcript is spliced from 2 exons. Lineage: Eukaryota; Metazoa; Arthropoda; Insecta; Hemiptera; Delphacidae. The coding region runs from base 291 to 608 and encodes 105 amino acids. The record is from RefSeq and is a predicted model, not a curated record.
AAUAUAUUUUUCUGUUUCAGCUGCCUAAAACACCUGAAGCGUGGAAAGAAGUAAGCAAGGUAUUCGAAACAAAAUGGAACCUGCCGCACUGUAUCGGGGCACUUGAUGGCAAACAUAUUAUAUUGCAAGCUCCCAUUAACUCUGGCACAGAGUAUUUCAAUUACAAAUCUAACUUCAGUAUUGUUCUUUUCGCAUUGGUAGAUGCAAAUGCGAAUUUCAUAUUUGCUGACGUCGGUUGCCAAGGGCGAAUUUCUGAUGGCGGUGUAUUCCGUGGGAGUACUUUGCAUAGAAUGAUCGAGAAAAACCGAUUGGGGCUUCCAAUGGCUGAAAAACUGCCUGGAAGGUCUAUGUCAGAACCGCUACCAUACUUCUUUGCGGGAGAUAGUGCAUUCGCUCUAAGUGAUAAUCUAAUGAAGCCCUAUCAUGGAGACUAUCCAAAGGGGACUCCCCAAAGAAUAUUCAACUACAGAUUGAGUAGGGCACGCCAAGUGGUCGAAGAUGCGUUCGGAAUAUUAAGUGCUGAAUUUCGAGUUUUAAGGAAGCCAAUGAUACUGGCUCCUGAAAAAGUUGAGCUAGUUGUGAUGGCAGCAAUGUUGCUGCAGAAUUAGAACUCUGUCAAUGAAUUUCUACAAUGUUCAUGUAGUUAAUUUUUCAGUGUGAAUUUUGUCGUGAGAAAU